This is a messenger RNA of Cladocopium goreaui, 473 nucleotides long. Lineage: Eukaryota; Dinophyceae; Suessiales; Symbiodiniaceae. The record is from the annotation of a GenBank genome assembly.
GCUUUUUGCAUCAUCCAACAUCAUCCAAGACUCUCCACUGAAAUCCGGUGGAUGAACCCGCCAAUGUUGCGGCUGGUGGACAACGCCUUGGAGCUGUGGAUGGUGCCCUGCGAGUCGGGCCACUGUCUCUACGCGCGCCGCGGGCCAAGUGCCGAACUUCGCUCCGAGCGAAGUUCGGCGCCCUUGGCGUUGAAGCUGCGGAUGAUCAAAUCGGCGCACACCAGGCCGGGCGAAAGAUUUCCUCAGAGGUGUGGCAAGCAUUGUUUGGGUCUUCUGCAAAAAGAUCUCUUGAACUGGAUUCCUGCUGACCCUGCCCAGAAGGUGGGGCAGCAAGCAGAACUGGCGGCUGCCGUGUUGUGUUUUCAUUUGCUUCGCUUGAAUGAAUGGCUGCAGCAGCCCAGCGCAAGAGCUGAGUCCACAGGUCUCCUCUUCCGGAUGCGUAGCUGGAAACGUGCCUGGAAUUUCUUCCAGGU